AUGGCUCCCAGCCGCAGGAAAGGCGGUGGUAAGGCUGCCGCCGUAGCUGCCGCCUGCCGACAGUGGAAGGUGGGCGACCUUGUGCUUGCCAAAGUCAAAGGUUUUCCUGCUUGGCCUGCCGCGGUUAGUGAGCCGGAAAAGUGGGGAUAUUCAACUGAUUGGAAAAAAGUGCUGGUUCACUUUUUUGGAACUCAACAGAUAGCGUUCUGCAAUCCUGCCGAUGUUGAAGCAUUUACAGAGGAAAAGAAGCAAUCACUUUUGACAAAACGCCAUGCGAAAGGGUCAGAUUUUGUUCGUGCUGUAAAGGAGAUCAUAGAGAGUUAUGAGAAGCUGAAACAGCAAGAGCGAGUUGAUGACCCCAGAUCUGCUGACGAAUCCAAUCUUGGGAAUGCUGGGAAUAGUACACUGCUGCCUCAGGUCAGUGAAAUUCCAAAUGGGACAAGCCUUGACACACAAAUGAAGUAUGAUCCUAGUCAUGGUAUAGAUGAAUCUACUCUGCUUAAUGAGGAUGCUUCAGCUGCUGAACAAAUGCUAGCCCUGCGUGAUAACAGUGUACCACGUAACAAAGCCUCUGAUAGUACAGUUGUUAAAGAACCACGUAAGAUAGCAACAUAUUCUUCAAGGAGAAGAAAUGGAGGGGCACGAUCUCAAAGGGGUGCUCCACAAAAAAAGAUAUGUUCGGUUCAGCGCUCUAAAAGUUCAUCAAGGUUGCAAUCAGAUAAGCUUCAAAGCUCCAUGUUGCAAUACAGCGAUGGUGGACAAAGUAUUGAUGAAGUGGAAGAUGGAGCAUUAAGAAGGAGAAAAAGGAGAAGAUCAUCGGCUCAUUCUGUAUCAGGUGAUGUGGCUUCAUCAGCUUUAAAUUCGCAUGGAAGCGACGAUGAAAAUGCCUCCGAAAUUGCGACGGUUGAAUCCAAUAAUAAUACUAGGAAUGAAGGCAAUGGUGUAGAUUCUGGUUCUAGAGUCGAACAUUCUGAUAUUGCUGGACAGUUUCUCGAAGGAGAUUAUGACCUCAACAAGAGGCUUAAUUUCCAAAUCAAUACCAUGGUUAAGAGAAAGAAGAGAAAGCCUACUAGGAAACGUGGAGCUAGUAAUACUGUUGAUCCUCCGGCUAAAGUAGAAGCUGAAGCAGUUCUUGAGGCUGGAGCAUGUGAUAACGCUCAGACAUCACAAAAUUCUGAUGAAAUGUUUACUGAGAGACCUUGUGAAGAGAAGGGUGAUGAGCACUUGCCUCUGGUUAAACGAGCCAGAGUCAGGAUGAGUAGAGCAUUUUAUGGUGAACACAAGGCCAAUGGUUCUUUGCAGGUUGAAGAAAGAUCAUCGAAGGAUACUCUGGUCAGUGCAACAGCACAGAUAAGCCCGUCUGAUAUUGGUUCUAGUCAGGAUACUUCUGCGGCCGGAAAAUCUAACAAUUUUGAGUUGUCUGCUAAGCUCUCAGGUGACAUGGUUAAUGGAGCACCAUAUCCUGUAGAGAAGCCUUCUGAAGGUAUGUUUCCAUCUGAAGCUUGCUUUCAGGCUGUGGGCGAUAGAGAAUAUGCUAUGGGGUGGAAUGAGCUUAGCAAGGCACCAGAUGAUGAAGCAGCUCGAACCCAAUCUAAUCAAGUUAGCCGUUCGCCAGCUGGCAAAGCUCAGACUGCUAGUGUUUCUGAAGCUGUGUGCUGUGGGGAUUCACAACCCAUGAAGCUGCCAUAUAGUGAGUCUGACCUUCCAGCCGUACAAUGCUUACAUCAAGUUUCUGAAAUUGCAAUACCCUUGGAUCCCAAUAUUGUGGAUUCAUCUGAAAACAAGACCUCUGGGAUAUGCUCAUCAGGGAUACCUCAAUUAUUUGGCCAGCACAGAAGCCAGGACCAGGAUGCUUGUGAUUCAUUGGACAAUUUUCAUGAACACCUGAUUGAAGAAGGCGAUAGAAAUGAUUCUUGCGUGGACCAUACUGUUCAAUCUGAAGCUUUAGAACAUUCUCCCUCGUCUUGUUUACUGGUGAAUAAGCAGGAGGCUGAGAACACGCAAAAGGCUGAAAACCUGCCGCUGGAAGAAGAGCAUGAAAGUCUGAGUGAAGAAUAUGAUAAUCUCAAACCUAAUCAGACUACACCAAAUCCACCCACUUCUGCGACUGAAAGUGAUGUGAUAGUUAAUGAAAGUGAACCUCCAAAUGCAACAGGGUACAGCAAAUGCGAGGGCACUGUUGAGAACAGUAGGCAGCUCGAAAUAAUUUGUGAGGCUGAUAAUCAAAAGGAGCAGGUCCAAAUCAACAAUUCUAUCUCGGUAUCUGAGAACCUUUCACGUGAAAAAAUGAGUUUAUCUCCUGCUAAUAUUGCAGACACUCCUGCGCGGGGGACUCCACAUAGCAACUCAGUUUACCAUAUGUCUACCGCAGAAAGUGCAAAUGAUAUACAGAACAACAGUAGUUGCAGCCCACAUGUUCAGUCUGGUGAGAAGAAAACUGUUUGUGAUGCCACUAUCAAAGAAGAAGAGAAAAUUGAAACAGGUGCAUGUCAGGGACAGAAAGUUGUUAGUUCUGAUGUGCAAUCCACUCGUGAAUCGUUUGAGGAUGCACUUAGUUCAUUGGUGAGGACAAAGGAGAGUAUUGGCAGAGCAACUCGUUUGGCAAUGGACUUAAUGAAAUUUGAUGUCUCUGCGAAGGAUGCUGUUGACAGCCACCCGAGGCAGGUCUUGAUGAACUUACUGAACAAGGCAAUGGAGAUUUUAGCCCAUACUUUGGAAAGCGAGUCAAAUUUACAGAGGAGGGUGGACUUAUUUUUCCUUGUGGAUUCUAUUGCUCAAUACUCCAAAGGUCUAAAAGGUGAUGCUGGUUGUGUUUAUCUUUCAGCCAUUCAAGUAAUUUUACCUCGCCUAUUAGCCGCUGCUGUCCCUGCUGGAGCUACCACACAAGAAAAUCGGAGACAGUGCUUAAAGGUUUUAAGGCUUUGGCUUGAAAGACGGAUCCUGCCGGAUUCAAUUGUUCGGCAGCAUAUAAGAGAACUUGAUUCACAUAGUAUAGUUCCUGCUUGCCUCUAUUCCCGGCGCUCAGCUAGAACAGAGAGGUCGUUGGAUGAUCCUGUGAGAGAUAUGGAGGGAAUGCUGGUGGAUGAAUAUGGAAGUAAUUCAACUCUCCAGCUCCCUGGAUUUUGCAUGCCCGUAAUGCUUGAGGAUGAGGACGGAGAGAGUGACUCGGAUGGAGGGGAUUUUGAGUCUGUCACCCCUGAACAUGAAUCCAGAAUCCUUGAAGAAAAUGUCUCGUCCUCGACUGCUGAAAGGCAUACGCUUAUACUGGAAGAUGUUGAUGGCGAGCUUGAAAUGGAAGAUGUGGCUCCUCCCUGGGAAACUGGAAACUGCACGCUCACUGGCCAAGCCGAUAAUACAAUAACGGCUACCAAUUGUCAGCCUAGACAACAGCAUCCGACUGUCUCUGGCAUUUCACAUCAGCAUGUGUCCUUGUCUUCUCCACCACUGCCAUCUUCUUCGCCACCACCUCCCCCGCCCCCACCAGCUCCCACUUCACAGCAAGCUCAGUGUGCCAUGUCUGAUUCCUACUCAACUGGCUUUGACAGUGGUGGAUAUCCCAAUAUGCAUGGAGAUCAUCAGGCUGGUCCUCAAAGGAUGAAUCCGCCAUUGGCUGGAAACACAAUGCAUUAUCAAGGCCAGGAGUCAUCUUAUAGUUCCGGUGUACAACUGACGAAUAGCAUGCCACAGGCAGAUGGUUCUAAUUUCCAGCCUAGGCCUUAUCCAUCUCAUCCACAUCCCCCUCCUCCUCCACCACAGCAUCAAUACUCAUAUACAGAGCUGGACCACCAUACGAAGUCGCGUAGGGAUGGUCCAUCGUAUUCCCACAGAUCUCAUUAUCUGCUGAGUUGUGAUGAAAGGAAUUUUCAUGAUAACCAUGAGAGAAUGAGGCAUGCACCAUACGAGAACCGAGAUAAUUGGAGAUAUCCACCAUCUUCUUCUUACGGUUCCAGAUAUCAAGACAAACACAAAGGCCCAUAUCCAUCCAGUUCAUACAAUGGUGGCCCUCCACGUGAGUCUGGAAGGUUCCAAAACCACCGGUGGAAUCAUCCUCCUCGUGCGUAUAACAACAGACACUCUUUUCACCCUAAGCCGCAUUCUGAAGGACCUGUUCCAGUUGGAAUGAGAGAUCCAGGCAUGUGGCAUCAGAGAGGUGACUAGAGAAACUUGAGAGACAGAGACGGAAAGUAGUAAAGAGGAGGGUGGUGUGAAGCUAGUAGCAAAAACACCAAGGUGAUGUGGCUCUAAUUUAGAAAAGAGAAUUGCUAGCAAUGGAAGUAAAGGGUUGUUGAGAGGAAAACGUGAUAUGAUGAAGAAGUGAGUGUGUACAUAUGAUAUGAUGUUUCUUUUGGAAUCAGAACCUCAUGCAAAGCAGAGAGAGUGAGAAGAUGGGAGAAAAAAGAGGCGAGUUGUAGAGAUUGAGAAGAGUUUAAUAUCUUUGUGCUCUCCUUUGCUUUCUUUACUGUUAUUUUUUGGUUGUUGUCAACAUUAUUUGGUUAUGUGGGUUUUUGACCUUGGAGUGUAUGAUGUAUAUUCUUCAUUCUCUUAAGAAUAAUUAUAUUCCAAUUGAAUGAAUAGUGGUUACUUUGACGCCUGUGGAAUUGAUUGGGUAGAUAUCGUUGCACAUGAAUAAGAAUAAUGUGAAUAAGUG
Thlaspi arvense is the source of this 4648-nucleotide messenger RNA. Lineage: Eukaryota; Viridiplantae; Streptophyta; Magnoliopsida; Brassicales; Brassicaceae. The record is from the annotation of a GenBank genome assembly.